CUGUGCGAAUGGUGUAUUUAAGGAGGACUUAUGCCACUUUAGUAAUCAGUCAGUGAAAGAAGAUACGCACUUGGAAAGCAAAACAGAAAAAGGGAGAGAACUCCAGAAAAAGUUGCAGUUUAGAAAUGGCUACCAAAUGCUUUUCACCAUCACAUAAACAGACAACUAUAAACUACAGAAUCUGCUCUGAAAAUGAAUUCUACGAAGCAGACUUCCCAAAUACAAACCAGUUUGUACAGCAUAGUCCCAAGACAGCCUGCUGGUAUGAGGCCACUACUCCUGACAUCCCCAUUCAACCACUUCCUGCAAACAGCGAUGUGCACCAUGUGAGCCUCAAGUCUGCUGGUGAAGCUGUGAUCGCAGUCAUAAGGCUGGCACAACCACUUCAGCAAAGCAAAUGUUUCAGCGAUAAGGAUCUGCUUGGCCUGCUUUUGAAUUGUUUUGUGGAAGAGCCAGUCAAUUUCAUAAACUUUGAUGAAUACGAAUCAGAUUCAAAGCUAAGCUUCAAACAAACAGCUGUUGUAACAAGAAACAUCAGGGACACCGACCAAAAAUGUUUGGUGCUAAGAGAAGAAAGCAGAGCUCGUUUAAUUUCUGUCCAUCUGCAAGGUCUUGACAGUAAUCAAGAAGUGAAAAUCCACCUGUCUAUGUACAAAUCACGCAGUAUUAGCCGACAGCCCAUUGCUCUUGGGAUUGCUGGAACAAACUACUACUUGUCCGUCUCAGGAGAUGCCAGUAAUCCCAUUUUGCAGCUUGAGAAGGUUCAGUCUCCAGAUGACCUCAGAUACAUCAGCAGUGGAGAUAUGGUUCGUUUUAUUUUCUACAAGUCGGGUCAAGAUGCCUCCUCCAGGUUUGAGUCUGCAGCUUUCCCUGAGUGGUUUAUUGGUACCUCCCAGAGGACAGAGGAGGAAGUGCAGAUGGUCUGCAGGAGACAAGACAUGUUUACUACAUUUAUGAUGAUCUAGGCAUUGUUCUUCAAAACUCCAAAAGGCACAGCACUAAAAACCAAAACAAGUUCUGGUUUACAGAAAAUGUAUGUACAAAGUACAAAAGAUACAGCCAGUCUCACUACUAUGGCAGAGAUAAAUGUAUCUUAAUAAAUAAUAAAUGUACAGUUCAUAUUUAUGUAUUUAUACUAAGUGAAUAAUGUUUAUUAUUUUUGAUUUUUGUCUGUACAUCUGUUUGUGUAUAUAAGUAUGUGUCUAGAAUAAUCUAGAAUAUAAAUGCUAUCUGGUGGGCUAACUUUAAGGUCUUAUGGGAAGGCUGUAAUGCAUGGGUACAAAUAUGCAUGUAUACAUGCAUCUCCUCAACACCAACCUAAGAACUUUUUCUGAAGUCUUCAUUUCAGUUGCUACACCUGAAGCCAGCAGGAGAAGUCAGUACACAUGAGAGUAUAACUGUGCUUUAGCAUCACUGAAAACCUGCACGGGUAGCGGAGUGAAAAUACUCCCUCAAUGCACUACACCUGCAGCCUGAAUUCAGCUAGAGCUGCUACCAACUAAUCUGUCAUUUGUUUUUACUGCCAAACAUGGCAGAAUAAACCUCCUUAAGAAUAGACCAAGCCAUUCACAGAGGGGUUACAUUGAAAUAAGUGAUAUUCAGAAGGAAUAGGCCAGACAACAAGAGUAUUAUAGGGUAGAAAAUGUCUCUCUCUCUCUCUCUCUCUCACACACACACAAUAUAUAUAUAUAUAUAUAUAUAUAU
Molecule: messenger RNA, 1704 nt
Organism: Protopterus annectens (West African lungfish)
Lineage: Eukaryota; Metazoa; Chordata; Ceratodontiformes; Protopteridae
Product: interleukin-1 beta-like
Exons: 7
Coding region: 126-965 (279 amino acids)
Biological process (GO): cellular response to lipopolysaccharide; inflammatory response; cytokine-mediated signaling pathway
Molecular function (GO): cytokine activity
Source: RefSeq, a predicted model, not a curated record